This is a messenger RNA of Rhodamnia argentea, 1335 nucleotides long. RefSeq names its product probable E3 ubiquitin-protein ligase BAH1-like 2. Lineage: Eukaryota; Viridiplantae; Streptophyta; Magnoliopsida; Myrtales; Myrtaceae. The record is from RefSeq and is a predicted model, not a curated record. Bases 158 to 1147 code for a protein of 329 amino acids. The transcript has 6 exons. Gene Ontology annotation, molecular function: metal ion binding.
CAGCAUCAGCCUACGUCUCGUGUCUUCCGCAGAAACCAACCCACGCGACCCAACUCCUCCUCGCCAUUACAGAGAAUCUCGCGCAGUUCGCCAGGAAACGAGGAUCGAUUUUGGACAACCCAAUACGCGCCCGCACGCAAGCGCAGACGGACAGAGGAUGAAGUUCUGCAAGAAGUACCAGGAGUACAUGCAGGGACGGGAAGGGAAGAAGCUUCCCGGUGUUGGGCUCAAGAACCUCAAGAAGAUCUUGAAGAGAUGCAGCAGACGACACUCCCUUCAUCCCCAGAAGGCCCCCCUUCACGUCGUCGAUAAUCCCCACACUUGCCCUGCUCACUGCUCUGUGUGUGAUGGAAGUUUCUUCCCUUCCCUUCUCGAGGAGAUGUCCGCUGUUUUAGGCUGUUUCAACAAGCAGGCGCAGAAGUUGCUCGGGCUUCACCUGGCUUCGGGAUUUCAGAAGUAUUUGAUGUGGUUUAAAGGCAAACUUCAAGGAAACCAUGUCGCUUUAAUUCAAGAAGGAAAAGAUUUGGUUACUUAUGCACUGAUAAAUGCAAUAGCCAUCAGGAAGAUAUUGAAGAAGUAUGACAAGAUUCAUUUAUCUACUCAAGGACAAGCUUUCAAAUCACAAGCGCAAAGGAUGCACAUGGAGAUCCUCCAGUCUCCGUGGUUGUGCGAGCUUAUCGCUUUCCACAUUAAUAUGAGGGAGACCAAGGCCAAAUCUGGAAAGGGCCCUGCCCUUUUCGAGGGUUGCUCUCUAGUAAUCACUGAUGGCAAGCCGUCGCUCUCUUGUGAACGCUUUGACUCUAUCAAGCUAGAUAUCGACUUGACCUGUUCUAUAUGCUUGGACACGGUGUUCGAUCCAGUUUCUCUUGCUUGUGGCCACAUAUUCUGCUAUAUGUGUGCUUGCUCAGCUGCGUCUGUGACAAUUGUUGAUGGACUGAAAGCAGCAGAACCAAAGGAAAAAUGUCCGUUAUGUCGAGAGGCCAGAGUUUAUGAAGGUACUGUACAUUUGGAUGAACUCAAUAUAUUGCUCAGUAGAAGUUGUCCAGAGUAUUGGGCGCAGAGGCUUCAAACGGAGAGAGUCGAAAGGGUUCAGCAGGCGAAGGAGCACUGGGAAUCCCAGUGCCGAGCGUUCAUGGGCAUGGAAUAAGACAGUUUCCCCCUUUGAUGAGAUUGAUUUCUCUCUUGCAUAUUAGGCUACACCAUUGUGUUUGUUUAUAGUCAUGUGAUUAAGCUGCAGUGCCGAAACUUUCGUCACUUUGCGUUCUUGGGCUUGUUCCUCUGUUCCUUUUGAACGUAUGAACACGUACGUUUGAAUCGUGAUUGUCCUCCAUGAUU